Molecule: messenger RNA, 1602 nt
Organism: Fulvia fulva
Lineage: Eukaryota; Fungi; Ascomycota; Dothideomycetes; Mycosphaerellales; Mycosphaerellaceae
Exons: 1
Coding region: 1-1602 (533 amino acids)
Source: RefSeq, a predicted model, not a curated record
AUGGCUAGCACAAGCAUCAGCAGCAACAUGAACCAGUCGCGCAGAAGUGAGGAGCGUGACGAUCAGCCAAAGAGCCGACUCGAGGCUGUUCGAGAGUACGAGGGUGAUGGUGCUGGCACCGUCAUCAACGAGCACUACUCCCAAGAAGAGUACAGCAAGCGACGUCUCGGUUUCCUCAGCCGACAUCCUGACUACAAAGACGCUCUGAAGCUCGCACCCAAAGUCCGCCGCGAUGCCGAAGAGGUCUUCAUUUCCAACCAGCCAGCUACCCUCUCCGUGCAAGAGAUUCGCAAGAGAGAGCUGGAGUAUGAUAUCGACCCGCUUCUCCCAUUCCCGACUUCCGAGAACACGCAGACCAUUGACGACCAUUCUACAUAUCCAACGACCGAGUGGACCUCUGGUAUGGCUACAGAUCAAGUCGAGAUUCUACAGCAGACUCGGUCAUACACUUCACCAAGUCCACCACCUGGCAUCAUGGCAGCACCAGAAACUCAUGGUCCUGACAAAACCACUGGUCAGGUUCUUCCUUCUGGAUAUGCUCGACCAGCCGGUACUCCUCCGAUUGUGGCUGAACGUAUUGACUCAGUACGCAAUUCUCCAAAACAGCAAGUCUACCAAGCUUCUGCAACUGUCUCAGAGAGAUCGACCGAGACUGGCAACUCGACACAAAGCAACUUGUCUGACAACAAUCAUCCUGGCGGCGAAAUUGAUCGACCUCAGCAAACAGCAAACACAUCACCAGAUCGUGCAACAUCCAACACUUCGCCACGCGCCUCUAACACUGGCCCAGCAUCGAACGACAUGGCCAGUAUGGUACUCAAGAAUCCACCAACGAGAGAAGAACUUGACAACGUGCUAGAGAUGCUAGCCAGACCUCCCACGCGAAACAAUGGCAUCGGCGCAGUAGCAGGCCGUCCAGUCGAUGUCCCUGUCAAGCCACAGGGUACCAAACGCCCUGCACCACCAGACACCAACGAGACCGACGAAAGUGCGCCCCAAGCAACGGCACCCCCAUCGCCAAAGAAAGUCAAGCUCAACCCGCCAAAGGCACCAUCAGCAGCAGAGCCAGCUCCGCCAGCUCCAAGCACCGACCGCGAGGACGCGGUCAUGUCAGAUCCCACCGCGCCAGCCGCCUCAUCCUCCCGCCGCAAGAAGGCCACCACCAACGGCAUCCCCAUCUCCUCCGACGCAAGCGACGUCGCCGCCGGCGCCGCCCUCCCACGCGACGCAAAGACCGCCAAGGCGGCACAGACGCUUCGCCGCCAGCAGCUUGCCGAGCAGCGCAAGAGCAGACGCUCCGGCAUGCGUGCCACCGACCCCAAGCCAGAGUUCUGGCUCAAGGAGAACAUCACCGCUUACGAGCACGACAAUUUGGGUCCGGUGCGGUGCGUCUGUGGCACGUGGGCGCACGAUGGCACGGUCGAUGAUGGGUAUGCUGGGUGUGAGAAGGCGGGCUGCCUGUCUUGGCAGCAUGUCGCGUGUGUUGGAGAGGCGUUCAAGGGGGAGGACAAGCGGUAUGGGUGUCACCAGUGUGACCCGUAUGCGCAUAGACGGGUUUUGCAGAAGAUUAGGGCGGGUGAGGAGAUAGAGCGCGCCGAGUAG